GUUUCAUUUCAACUACUUGUAAUUUGUUUCCUUAUUUCUUCUAGCUGUAGACCUUUAAUAUAUGUAGAGAUGUCAUUUAGUUGAUUAGAAAGUCGAGUUCAGUGGGUGCAUGCUUCCAAGAUCAUAUUUUUUCUUCUGUAGAUGAUGUAUCGAGCCGUAGGAUUUGGCUCCCGGAGUGGAGGUUUGAAACCAUGGAUGAUUGCCCUUCUCAUCCUGUUAUUACUGAUUGUGGUGGCAGUAACCAUCGGUCUUCUGGCUCACUUCUUAGCCCCUGGCCAGAAAAUAGAGUAUUAUCGUGGUACCUUUAAAAUUUUAGACGUACCAAUCGGUAGUAAUUCUGGACAAAAUGACAUAUACCAACUUAAGGACUUAAAGGAGAUGAGCGAAAACUUGGUGGAUGAGAUAUUUAUAGAUUCGGCCUUGAACAAGCAUUAUAUCAACAACCGGGUAGUCAAGCUGACUCCAGAGAAGGAUGGUGUGAAAGCUGAUGUCAUUAUGGUGUUCCAGUUCCCUUACGCUGCUCAAGGGUCAGUAAGGGAGAAGAAAAUCCAUAGCCUCUUAAGCCAGAAGCUAAGGAACACAAGAGCCUUGGCAAUAAAUGCCUCAUUGGUUCACGUUAAUGCAAUGAGCUCAUCAACAGGGAAGUUAACUAUCCAAGCAUGUUGUGGUAAACGAGUUGUUCCAUUAAUAGUCAACAGAAUAAUGUCUGGAGACAUUGCGGCCAAGGCUGCCUGGCCUUGGCAAGCAUCCCUUCAGCAUAAUAAUAUACAUCAGUGUGGGGCCACCUUGAUCAGUAAUACAUGGCUUGUCACUGCAGCACACUGUUUUAAGAGGAAUGCAAAUCCAUAUCAAUGGACUGUUAGCUUUGGAACAACAAUCGACCCUCCACUAAUGAAAAGAAAUGUCAAAAGAAUUGUUCUCCAUGAGAGGUAUCACUCCCCAGCAAGAGAAUAUGACAUUGCUGUUGUGCAGUUUUCUCCCAGAGUCACCUUUACUGAUGACGUCCGCCGGGUUUGUUUGCCAGAAGCCUCUGUAUCCAUCCGACCAAAUUCAACUGUCUAUAUCACAGGAUUUGGAGCACUUUACUACGGUGGGGAAUCUCAAAAUGAUCUUCGAGAAGCCAGACUCAAGACCAUAAGUGAUGACAUGUGCAAGCAACCACAUGUAUACGGCAGUGAUAUAAAAUUUGGGAUGAUCUGUGCUGGAUACCUGGAUGGCAUUUAUGAUGCAUGCAGGGGUGAUUCUGGGGGACCAUUAGUUAUAAAGGAUCUUAGAGAUACCUGGUAUCUCAUUGGAAUUGUGAGCUGGGGAGAUAACUGUGGUCAAAAGAACAAACCUGGAGUCUACACAAUGGUGACUUAUUACCGAAACUGGAUUGCUUCAAAAACGGGCCUCUAGAUCACUGUAAAAGUUAACAUUGAGAGCUGUAUGCAGGACAUACAUGUAUGAGAAUCCAAACAUUCAGUGUAGUUUAAUGGCAUGAGAUUAAAUGAGUGGACCUAGCAACACAAGACAUAUGACAUAAUUUAUUUUAGAAUCACUUUAAUCAACCAAUAACCCAUAGCCAACUCAUAAAGGAUUUAAAUUUGUAAAGUAGUGGGCCAAUUUAGCUUGACUUGAAAGAUACAACAGGGAUACUUGACUCUUUAAAUCAUGCAACCUGCAGUAUAAAAGAGGAGCCAUGCAAUUUUUUGAGGAUAAUCUAUGAGAUUUGUCAGGGGCAUCACCCUAAGUGAGUAAGUUUCUAAACUCUCAAAUGAGAGUUCAGGAAAACUUUAUAUAAUCUCCAGAGCACACACAUACUUUUUUUUUUCUUUUUCUCAUUCUUCCAGGUUUUCCAAAGAGCUUUUCCACAACAAACUAAUGUUUUACUUAUAAACUCAUUGGAGAGAUUCUCAUAAAAGAAAAUUACAUCUGGGGAACAAAAUAUUAUGAUAAGUCAAACCAGAGAUCUUAUAAAAUUUUUCUGUUGGU
Molecule: messenger RNA, 1974 nt
Organism: Molossus molossus (Pallas's mastiff bat)
Lineage: Eukaryota; Metazoa; Chordata; Mammalia; Chiroptera; Molossidae
Product: transmembrane protease serine 11A-like
Exons: 10
Coding region: 142-1398 (418 amino acids)
Biological process (GO): proteolysis
Cellular component (GO): plasma membrane; extracellular region
Molecular function (GO): serine-type endopeptidase activity
Source: RefSeq, a predicted model, not a curated record